AUGUCAGACUCGGAGCUCUCGGAAGCAGUGGACUUGCCCACGGACGCAAAGAUCACAGAAUGCCUUCAGCAGGUCGUACGCGACGGUCUCAAAGCAGACGAAGACAUAACCAUCAAUCUUGCUCGCUCACGUGCUGAGAAGGCCCUUGCGCUCGAUGCAGAGUUCUUCAAGAACAAUACUACGUGGAAAUCCAAAAGCAAAGAAAUCAUCCAGGCGACUGUAGAGGAUCGACAAUCACCCGUGAAACCAAAGAAGAGCGUACCGAAAGCAAAAGCGAAGCCAGCACCCAAGGCAGGGACGAAACGCAAGUCUGACGAGGCACAACCCAAGACGAAGCGGCAGAAGAAAGCAGUCGCGCCGCCGGAGUCAGAUGAGGAUGAUGAUGAGGUGGCAGCUGAUUCGGAGAUUGAGGAUGGAGCAAAGUCUCCAGCUCCAGCAUCAAAUGCGAAAGUGUCCAAGAAGACUUCGGUUGGAGACAGCGAGGAUGAAGAGCCGAAGGCAGACGACAGUGCUCUUUCAGAACCACCAAAAGAAGCAGACGAGGCCCCGAAAACCAAUGGCAAGCCGGCUAUGGACGAUGACAGCGACAUGUCUGAUGUCAUAGAUGAACCGCUACCCAAGAAAAAACGACAGAAGAAGUCCACAUCGCCUUCCGCUAACAAGGACAAGACGAAGAAGGCUGCCAAGCCAGCGAAAGCAGGCAAGGAGCUGACAGUAGAUGAUGAAGAGAUCAAACGAUUACAAGGCUGGUUAGUGAAAUGCGGCAUACGAAAGGUAUGGGGCAAGGAGUUGGCCAAAUGCGAUACAUCGAAAGCCAAGAUCAAACAUCUGAGGAGUCUGCUGGAAGAUGCAGGCAUGACGGGCAGAUAUAGUGCCGAGAAGGCGAAGCAGAUCAAGGAGUCGAGAGAGUUGGCUGCUGAGAUCGAGGCUGCGAACGAGUUCAAUGAUCAGUGGGGUCAGAAGAAGGGCGAAAUCCAGGAAGAAAGCGAAGAAAGUGCUGUGGAAGAGGAGAUCAAAGCCAGGCCACGGAAGCCGAGAGGCUUGAUUGACUUUGGAGACAGUGGUGACGAGGACAGCCCUUGA
This is a messenger RNA of Recurvomyces mirabilis, 1083 nucleotides long. RefSeq lists its product as uncharacterized. The coding region runs from base 1 to 1083 and encodes 360 amino acids. Lineage: Eukaryota; Fungi; Ascomycota; Dothideomycetes; Mycosphaerellales; Teratosphaeriaceae. Gene Ontology annotation, cellular component: nucleus. The transcript has a single exon. The record is from RefSeq and is a predicted model, not a curated record.